Messenger RNA from Betta splendens (Siamese fighting fish), 2952 nucleotides. RefSeq names its product serine/threonine protein kinase 26 (gene stk26). NCBI's taxonomy places the organism in Eukaryota, Metazoa, Chordata, Actinopteri, Anabantiformes, Osphronemidae. Gene Ontology annotation, molecular function: protein kinase activity; ATP binding. The record is from RefSeq and is a predicted model, not a curated record. Gene Ontology annotation, biological process: protein phosphorylation. Bases 38 to 1510 code for a protein of 490 amino acids. The transcript is spliced from 12 exons.
UUUUUGCUGGAGAGUCUGUCGGGAAGUGUGUGUUCGCAUGUAUGCGUGUGUGCGCGCGCGCGUUCGUAACUUGUUCAUUUGUUCCCUACACUCUCCUCUGCUUUGCAAACAAACGGCCUCCUUUUUGUUGGAUUUAUUCUACUUCCAGUUUGGGGACUUUUUCGUGGGAGGAACUCCCGGCCGGGAAUAUAGGAGAACAAGAUCCGAAGAAGAAGAAGAAAGAGGAGGAGAAGUAGAAGAAGAAGCAACAGUCCAACCUGGAGGAGGAAGAGGGCGUUCGGAGAUCCAAGUAACCAUGGACGUCCCUGGUAUGCAGUCUCUCAUUGAUCCAGAGGAGCUGUUCAUCAAAUUGGAUCGUAUUGGAAAGGGAUCUUUUGGGGAGGUGUUUAAAGGUAUUGAUAAUCGUACUCAGAGUGUUAUUGCCAUAAAGACCAUUGACCUGGAAGAGGCUGAGGAUGAGAUUGAGGACAUCCAGCAGGAGAUCACAGUUCUCAGUCAGUGUGACAGUCCGUACAUCACAAAGUACUUUGGCUCCUACCUGAAGGGCAGUAAACUAUGGAUCAUCAUGGAGUACCUUGGCGGGGGUUCGGCGUUGGACUUGCUGCGGGCGGGUCCAUUUGAAGAGUCUCAGAUUGCUACUAUGCUUAAGGAGAUCCUGAAGGGGCUUGACUACCUGCACUCUGAGAAAAAGAUUCACAGAGACAUUAAAGCUGCCAACGUCCUGCUGUCGGAGCACGGUCAGGUGAAACUGGCGGAUUUCGGGGUGGCCGGUCAGCUGACGGAUACACAGAUCAAGAGGGAAACGUUUGUGGGAACCCCAUUCUGGAUGGCUCCAGAGGUCAUCCAGCAGUCUGCAUACGACUCGAAGGCCGACAUUUGGUCACUGGGCAUCACGGCCAUCGAGCUCGCCAAGGGUGAACCUCCAAAUUCAGACAUGCAUCCAAUGCGAGUGCUGUUCCACAUUCCCAAAUCUCCUCCUCCGACGUUGUCUGGAGAAUUUUCCAAGAGCUUCAAAGACUUCACUGAGGCCUGUCUCAACAAGGACCCAGCCUUUCGUCCUACAGCGAAGGAGCUUCUUAAACACAGGUUCAUUGUCAGACACUGUAAGAAGACGUCCUACCUCAGCGAGUUGAUUGACCGGUACAGGAGAUGGAAGGAAGAGGGCCAUAGCGACAGCAGCUCUGACGAGUCUGACGGUGAGUCCAGUAAUAAGGAAAAUGCUGAGUCUCCUCCGUGGUCCUUCACCACGGUCCGCAAAAAGAAGACGGAGAGCAGGAAGGUCCUGAAUGGAACGGGUCAGGAUCAACAGAGUAAAUCUACCAGUCUGACUACAGUCAUCUCCCCUGUCUUCACUGAGUUAAAACAGCAGCAUAAGGAGCACUCUGAGCAGCGGUUGGCCAUCGAGGAGCUGGAACGCAACAUCCGAUUGGCUGAAGAUGUCUGUCCAGGUAUCACGGACAGGAUGAUCACAAACAUUAUCGCCAGGUAUCAGAAGUUCACAGCCAACUGAGGGAAAAUUGCUUGAUAAAGAAGUACAGAAAAUGAAGUUAUACUGUGUCUCCACAUGGUGACGCUGCUGGAUGCUUGGAAACAGAGGAAAUUUGCUGGGCAAUGCCUCCUCUCAGUACACACACACCCUACUAAUGUAAUAUAUGCAGUACACUAUUAUAUACGCAUACAUAUAUAAAUAUUUCACUGCUGCUGGUUGAGACUUUUUUUCCCCCAACUGUUUGAAUUAACUGAUCUAAAUUAAUGAAGGUACAAGUCAUUUGGAUUUAUAGGUUUCAUUUCCUCCCAUUGAUGUCAUCAACCUUUGUUUGCAGACAUUUAUUCAGCUUCACUUUUUUUAAAUACUAAAGAAAAUAAGUCUUAAAGAUUCAAUUAAUAUUUAAGCCUGUAAGUGAAUUCUAAUGUUCCUAAAUUGCCAUGUUGUGCCUUAUAUCUUCAUGCAAUCACUAUUUUCCAAAAGCAAAAGAGACCCUUUGCUGAAACUGCACACACAAAACAUAUAAAGCUGCAGAUUAUUGUCCAUCAGCAGCGGUGUGUCUUGUGUCAUGUCUUUUCUCGACUUUGUAGAUAUAAAUGUUUUUGAGUAGCACUUCAGAUAUGCCAAUAAUAAUGUUUGUGUUGUUGUCCUCCGGAAUUCUUCAAUUACAGUUCCCUGAUCUUGGAAGUCAGCUGGGUAAAAGGUUUAUUUAAAAAGUAUACAUUGUCAAAGUUUAACUUUUGUUAAAUAUCUGGUGUUAAUUAUGCAUUUCACCACUCAAACAAUGCUGGGAGUACUUUUAUUUAAUAAUUCAUUCAAGGUUGGAAAACACAUAGGACUCCUGAAAUAUUUUGUCAAAUAUUUUUGGGACCUUUCAAAAGCUAACUUGGCAUAACAGCUAGCGUUUAGCUAAUUAGCUGUACAGGUCUCCUUACUCUUAACUAAAUUUAUUGAUUAUUGUAAAUAUGUCUAAAGUCCUAAAUGUAUACCUACAGAAAGUGAAAUGUAGUAAAAUAGCAAAAACAAAGAAAUUACUGGCAUUCAUAAUUAUGUAAUAAGAUAUGUCAUGAAAUGAGUCAAAAAGAAACAUUUUGAUAUAGUUUUGGGUUUAGAAGUAAAUUUAAUGAGUGGUAUUGUUUUCUUGGAUGUGUUAGUCAGCUGUCAACUUGUGUUUGAAGGUUGGUGUUACAAUUUUAUAGAAAUGUCCAACGUUGUAAAGUAGCACAGAUUAUUCUCAAGAGCAUGAAGGGAGUUGUAAUUAAAGAUAAGGCUGACAGUUUGUACCAAAGACACUAUAAACCUUUGUAUAUUUUUGCCUUUUUAUAUGAUAAGGGAUGUGAUAAUGUUUGUUUAGGGAUGUAAAAUGAAAGAUGUGAGAUUUUGCAGAAAUGUACGUUUUUUUUUUCCUUUUGUAGCGGGAUCUAGAGUUUUAUGAAUAAAUAUUUAAGUUUGAUUGACAAAAAUAA